CCCCAGCAGGGCUACAGUACCAGUUGCUGUUCCAACGUCGUCAAGCAGGUGCCGCCGCCGCGCCGCUGACCGUCGAACAACAUGUCCAAGAUCAACAAGUCCAAGAGGAAUUACCUGUAUAGCCCCUAUGACAUGCAAGUGGAGAACGCAGAUGAAGAUGACAUGAUGGACCCUGUAUUAAGCGGACUUCCGUCGAAUUUGACGCGGAAUCUCUGGGACGACUGGAACGAAGACAACGCCCUUCAAGAUGAUACGACUCUAGCCAACUUUGCAAGCGGCAUGGACAUGACGUACGUGGACGACAAACAACCGGCCACGUCGUCGUCCGACGCCCUUCUCGACAGCCUCAUGGCGGAAAGCAACAUCAAGGCCGAAAACGGCGGCGGGUUCGACGACAUGAUGAGUCCGCCGACGUCCGUGCAGAACUUUACGCAUCAGGACGUGGCCGACAUGAUGCUUCCUCCCUCUGCGUUCGGGUACAAUCCUGCUGUCGCGAUACCGUCUAAGGACACGUCCGACAUCACGUCGCACCCGUCGGCGUCCUCUGGUCGCCCACGGCGCUCAUCAAAUCCGUCUCCAUACCCCAACAACUCUCCCCACCCCCCAUCGCAGUACGGAAGCUCGAGCAACGGAGGCGUGCAUGGACGCACCAGCUCUGCGUCGUCGUCCUCUGGAGCGGCGGCGGCGCCAGUGUCUCCUCCGCGGGAAUCCAUGGCCAACAUGCCCGUGUAUUCGCCCCAAGCGGCGGUAUCGUCGCCCGUCGUCCCCGCUUCGUCCGGAUACCAACACACCACGGCCGCCCUUGGCGGCGGGAACGUCUUUAACCCCGUGCACUCUGUCGGCGGGUAUUCGACCAUGCAUGCGGCAACUCACUCGUCCAUGUUUGCUUCCCAUCCUCCUCCUUCAUCCAGCACGAACGGGUCGUCGGCGUUCGGUCCAACGUCGUUUCACAUGCCUUCCCAGCACCAACAGCUUCAACAGAGCCAGCAUCAUGGAAGCGGCGGCGGCGGAUUGUUUCUAAACACCCAUCACAGUGGCGGCCAGCAGUUUGCGCCGCCGCCACCGUCGGCGGCGGCCAAUCCCCUCCAAAUGGCGCACUCCCCCCAAGGACAAGGUCACACUCCCAUGUUUGGCCACCCGUCAUCGACGUCAUCAUCUUCUUCGUUUGGGCACGCGUCGCCAUACAACAACAUGAUGAUACCCCCUGGCUUUAUCAUGUACAACCAAGGACCACACCACCCGAUGCCGCCCCAGCAUCAUCCCCCUCAUCACGGCCAACAACCAUCGCAGCAGCAUUUCCAGCCGACCGCCGCCGCUUCCAUGAUGAUGAACCCAUUCCUCAACCUCCCGCCCUCCAUGCUGAAUGGCGGCGGCGGCGUCGGUCUCAACCCCAUGCCCUUCUCGAUGGGGAUGCCGCCGCCGGGCGGUCCGUCGUCGAUCGCGGCGGCAAAGCCGCCGCUCAAGCCGCAUGUGCCGUUAGCACGCAAGCCCGGCACGGGCGAAAUCAGCUCCAUGCUGCAGAGUUUGCUGGACGAAGAAGCGGAAAAGCGAGACAAAAAGCUCGAACGCAACCGCGAUUCGGCCCGGGAAUCCAGAAAGAAGCAGCAAAAGUACGUCGAAGUGCUCGAAGAUGGCAUCCAGCACCUGCAGAUCGCCAAGGAAUCGCUCGGACGGUUCCGGUUUGGACGUUCCCCCCCCGCCCAACUCGACUUGCUGUGUGGAUUGCGGCCGUCGCUGCCGUCGUUUGCCGUCGUGAUGCAUGCGUCGCGGCAGAGGCGCAUGCUGGGCCAUCCCAAGCAUCCGUUACUGGACAAGGUGUUUUCGGCGCUGGGGCGGACGCUGGCGCUGUUGCAAGCGAGCCUCCUGGACAUGACCAUGCUAUGGGACGCCGCCUCCAACGGUCUCGCCGACGUCCUGCGCCUAUCGCCGACCCAGCAGCAGCAGCUGGACGACCUCGCGGCCGUCGUGCGCCGGCGUGAGAUGCCGCGCCUGGCGCUGCUUGUGAAAGCAUUCAAAGUGCUACGCCGCCGAGCAUUUGAGCUUGGGGCGUUCGCGCCGUCGUUGGACGUGUACUUUCGCGCGGUGCUCACGCCCGACCAACUGGCCAAGAUGGUCACGUGGACGGAAAUGAAUCGGAGCGAUCUCCUGCGAUUGCAAUCGACGAUGACUAGCGACCACUAUGCCAAACCGAUGCUGGUAAAGUCGUAAUGAGAAAUGAACACAUUGUCACACAUUCA
Molecule: messenger RNA, 2237 nt
Organism: Aphanomyces astaci
Lineage: Eukaryota; Oomycota; Saprolegniomycetes; Saprolegniales; Verrucalvaceae
Exons: 4
Coding region: 82-2208 (708 amino acids)
Biological process (GO): regulation of DNA-templated transcription
Molecular function (GO): DNA-binding transcription factor activity
Source: RefSeq, a predicted model, not a curated record